Messenger RNA from Cimex lectularius (bed bug), 606 nucleotides. RefSeq names its product charged multivesicular body protein 1b-like. The coding region runs from base 1 to 606 and encodes 201 amino acids. Gene Ontology annotation, biological process: late endosome to vacuole transport; protein transport; endosome transport via multivesicular body sorting pathway. The record is from RefSeq and is a predicted model, not a curated record. Lineage: Eukaryota; Metazoa; Arthropoda; Insecta; Hemiptera; Cimicidae. The transcript has a single exon. Gene Ontology annotation, cellular component: ESCRT III complex; multivesicular body.
AUGUUGAGAUCGCCAAGACGCAUCGAAAGCAACCUGUACAACUUGAAACUGACGGUGAAACAGCUUCUCAAGAGCUCGAAGAGAUGUUCCAAGCUGGAAACCGAGGAGGUACAGAUGACGAGGCAGGCGAUGAAGAAGGGCCACGUCGAAGAAGCCCGGAUCCACGCCGAGAACGCAAUCCGGCAGAGGACCCAGGCGCAAAACUAUCUGCGGAUGAGCGCGAGGGUGGACUCGGUCAUCUGUAAGAUAGAAAGCGCCAUGCUCUCCGGCCGUGUGACCAACUCGAUGAACAAGGUGGUCAAGUCGAUGCACGUCGCCCUCCAGUCGAUGGACCUCAUCAAGAUAUCGAACGUCAUGGAGAAGUUCGAAAGGCAGUUCGAGAACCUGGACGUGCAGGCGAGCUUCCUCGAGGAUGCCAUGCACAGCACCGCUGCCUCCUCGAUACCCAUAUCCGAAGUGAACAAGCUUCUCCAGCAAGUUGUCGACGAGACUGGGCUAGAGGUGAAUCUCCAGUUGCCUCAACCUGGCACGAGCGUUGAGGCACCAGAGACCAUCAACGAUACGGAACUCAUACACAGACUGGAAAACCUUAAACACAUCAAAUAA